AUGUGUCAAAAUCAUUUAGAGAGUGAAUAUGGUGCAGAUCUAGCAUCAACUCUAUCUUCACCAUUUUAUUACAAACAGAUUGAAUAUACAGAUAAGAAAGGAAAAAAGAAAACAAAAGUUGAUGAAUCAUCCGCACCAGUUCUCUACGCAAAACUUAUUUACUCAGAAAAAUCAAAGAAAAUUUUAUCUUUGUUUAAGGGAAAGGGAGGUAAAGAUUUAAAUCCUUUUAAAUAUAUCGAACAAUACUGUAAUGUUAAAUUGGCAUUGAUAAUUGAAGGAAUCUUCAUAAGUAAAACUGUGACAUCUUUACAAAUAAAAGUACAUGAGUGCUAUGUUAAACCACUCAAACCUAGAGAGUCUUUACUAGCAAUUGAAGAGGAAGAGGAAAAGGAAGAGAGUGAGAGUGAGAGUGAGGGUGAUUAUACAAAAGAUGGUCUUGAAGCAUUAAUUGUAAAAGUUAAUGAUGAAGAGUAA
Porites evermanni is the source of this 474-nucleotide messenger RNA. The record is from the annotation of a GenBank genome assembly. Lineage: Eukaryota; Metazoa; Cnidaria; Anthozoa; Scleractinia; Poritidae.